Fusarium coffeatum is the source of this 1218-nucleotide messenger RNA. RefSeq lists its product as uncharacterized. Bases 1 to 1218 code for a protein of 405 amino acids. The record is from RefSeq and is a predicted model, not a curated record. The transcript has a single exon. NCBI's taxonomy places the organism in Eukaryota, Fungi, Ascomycota, Sordariomycetes, Hypocreales, Nectriaceae.
AUGGAGGUAGAGGCUAAUAACAAGAGCUCAAUCAAUUUGCUUGAGCCGUGGCGUUGCCAUACAACGGGCGGUUGUCACGAUGAUCUCGCUAUAUCCCCGCUCGACCUUGGCUCGGAUGAUUUGAACCAGGUACCACGAUGUCCUGGACCGGAUCCCUUGUUUGAGGCAUUGAUGGGGCACUCGAGGUGCAUAACUGUUAAAAGGUCAGAAAACAACGAGAACACGCAGCAGAGAACGGCCGGGGUGAAGGUUUGGUCAUCACAACUGAGACCUGAAGCCUCAUCACGCUUCUCUUUCCCAUCGUUGGACGAAGCCAAGAAGAAGUCCAGUCCACUGGCUCUCGAGUUUCAACAGAAACCAUGCCCUCCCCAAGGGGUCAAACGACGACGCUGUAUUUCCGACGUCGAGGGCUUCAACACGGGCGAUCUAAGUGUCAAGAAACGCCGACUCCGAGCCGACCUCAUCACAAGCCGUCUUUCACAACCCUACUCACAGCCUGCAACACAUAUUUUAAACAGGGAGGGCCAGGAGGCUGGUGACAAACGGUUCUUGAAGAUGGCUACGUCUGUGGACAUGACUCGAAGGAUUGCACACCUUCAUGCAACAUCCUUUCUGCGGUUCUCAAUAAUGAAUUGUAUAAGAAAGAGACUGGGUCAGGGACAGCCUGCACGGAAUCAUGAACAGGAAGUCGCGGCUAUCACAUCGAAAGCUGCCAGCAAGCCCAAUUGGAAGCCUCCGAUGCUGCAAGAUUCGGCAACGAGCCGAUCCCUUAGAAUCUCGCCAACAGGUACUGGGCUGGCUGGGCCUCAAGGCGUCAUCUCAUCAACGAAACCACAACUAAACCAACAAGCUCACAAGUCAUUCCAACACUCCAAGCCUACAUCGUGCCGGUUAUCCAAACCAGCAGCACUUCCUCUCCCUGUUGGCGAUGUAGCCGCAACGAAGAAGCGCACAUCUCCGCGACUCUUUCCCAUACGAUCCCCAGAGCUACGCCCAACAAUAUCACUACCUCCCCUAGAUGAUCUAGAAGAGGAUAGUUUCGCAUACAUGCACCCAGCAGACGACGAUUGGAACGACAUCGGCGACGAUCAGGAUAGUGUAUACUCCGACUUCAGCGUUGUAUUUGGGCAGAAUGGCGAAAGCACCAACGAGGAGGACGAUAGAUCGUAUGAGGAAUAUCUGGAUGAACUUGACGGUAUAUGUUGGAUGUCAAGAUAG